AUGUCUUCUGCCCAGCAACGUCUCACUCAGGUCGCCUCCCACUUCGGCGCGGGCGGCAAGAAGGGUGUCGCCGCCAUCACCGAGAAGCACCCCAAUGAUAUUGUUGUGACUUGUGCCCUGCGUACUGCCCUCACCAAGGGCGGUAAGGGUGGCUUCAAGGACACUGCCGCUGCGGAUCUGCUCGCCGGUGUCUUCAAGGGCGUCAUCGAGCGCAGUGGAAUUGACCCCAAGCUCGUCGAUGAUGUUGCCGUCGGUUCCGUCCUUGCCCCUGGUGGCGGUGCCACCGAGUUCCGUGCUGCUGCUCUCGUGGCUGGUUUCCCCGAGACUACAGCCGUCAAGAGUCUGAACCGUCAGUGCUCCAGUGGUCUGCAGGCUAUUGUUGACAUUGCCAACGCCAUCAACUCUGGUAUGAUCGAUGUCGGUAUCGGUGCUGGUGUUGAGAGCAUGUCCUCUCAGUAUGGCCCUGGUGCCGUCACCGAGUUCUCCGAGCUCCUCGAAAACCACAUGGAGGCCGCCAACUGCAAGGUGCCCAUGGGUGUCCUGUCCGAGCAGAUGGCCAAGGACCGCAACGUCACCCGCGCUGCCCAGGAUGCUUUCGCCGCUGCUUCCUACCAAAAGGCCGUCAAGGCCCAGAAGGCUGGUCUCUUCAACGAGGAGAUCUACCCCCUUCAGGUCAAGUGGACCGAUCCCAAGUCCGGCGAGGAGAAGACUAUUACCGUGAAGGCCGACGAUGGCAUCCGUGACGGCAUCACCCCCGAGUCUCUGGGCAAGAUCCGUCCCGCGUUCGCCAAGGAUGGCUCCAUCCACGCUGGUAACGCUUCUCAGAUCUCCGACGGCGCGGCCGCGGUCCUCCUGAUGAAGCGUUCCACUGCUGAGCGUCUCGGCCAGAAGAUCCUGGGCAAGUACGUUGCCGCCAGUGUGGUCGGCGUGAAGCCCCUUCUCAUGGGUAUUGGUCCCUGGAAGGCCAUCCCGGUGGCCCUCGAGAAGGCCGGCAUCACCAAGGACGACGUUGACAUCUACGAGAUCAACGAGGCCUUUGCCUCCCAGUGCGUGUGGUGUGUCAACGAGCUGGGCCUGCCCCAGGAGAAGAUCAACCCCAAGGGCGGAGCCAUCGCCUUCGGUCACCCUCUCGGUUGCACCGGAGCCCGUCAAAUCAGCACGCUGAUGACGGAGCUGCAGCGCACCAACAAGAAGAUUGGUGUGACUAGCAUGUGCGUGGGUACCGGUAUGGGCAUGGCUGCCGUCUGGGUUCGCGAGUAG
Molecule: messenger RNA, 1260 nt
Organism: Aspergillus terreus NIH2624
Lineage: Eukaryota; Fungi; Ascomycota; Eurotiomycetes; Eurotiales; Aspergillaceae
Product: 3-ketoacyl-coA thiolase peroxisomal A precursor
Exons: 3
Coding region: 1-1260 (419 amino acids)
Biological process (GO): phenylacetate catabolic process; fatty acid beta-oxidation
Cellular component (GO): peroxisome
Molecular function (GO): acetyl-CoA C-acyltransferase activity
Source: RefSeq, a predicted model, not a curated record